GAACAGAAUGUCCGCGGACGACCGGCACCUGGGCUCCAGCUGCGGCUCCUUCAUCAAGACAGAGCCGUCCAGCCCGUCCUCGGGCAUCGACGCCCUCAGCCACCACAGCCCCAGCGGCUCGUCCGACGCCAGCGGGGGCUUCGGCCUGGCCCUGGGCGCCCACGCCAACGGUCUGGACUCGCCGCCCAUGUUCGCAGGCGCCGGGCUGGGCGGCACCCCGUGCCGCAAGAGCUAUGAGGACUGUGCCAGCGGCCUCAUGGAGGACUCGGCCAUCAAGUGCGAGUACAUGCUCAACGCCAUCCCCAAGCGCCUGUGCCUCGUGUGUGGGGACAUUGCCUCCGGCUACCACUACGGCGUGGCCUCCUGCGAGGCCUGCAAGGCCUUCUUCAAGAGGACCAUCCAAGGAAACAUCGAGUACAGCUGCCCGGCCACCAAUGAGUGUGAGAUCACGAAACGGAGGCGCAAGUCCUGCCAGGCCUGCCGCUUCAUGAAAUGCCUCAAAGUGGGGAUGCUGAAGGAAGGUGUGCGCCUUGACCGAGUGCGUGGAGGCCGCCAGAAAUACAAGCGACGGCUGGACUCUGAGAGCAGCCCAUACCCCGAGCCACUGCAGGCUCCACCCCGGCCCCUCCCUCCUCCCCCAACGUUCACAUUCCUCCUCUGGUUGUUGGCAGUGACCAAGAUUGUCUCCUACCUGCUGGUGGCCGAGCCGGACAAGCUCUAUGCCAUGCCUCCCCCUGGCAUGCCGGAGGGCGACAUCAAGGCCCUGACCACUCUCUGUGACCUGGCAGACAGGGAGCUCGUGGUCAUCAUUGGCUGGGCCAAGCACAUCCCAGGCUUCUCGAACCUCUCUCUCGGGGACCAGAUGAGCCUGCUGCAGAGCGCCUGGAUGGAGAUCCUCAUCCUGGGCAUCGUGUACCGCUCGCUGCCCUACGAGGACAAGCUGGUGUAUGCUGAGGACUACAUCAUGGACGAGGAACACUCCCGCCUCGCGGGGCUGCUGGAGCUCUACCGGGCCAUCCUGCAGCUGGUGCGCAGGUACAAGAAGCUCAAGGUGGAGAAGGAGGAGUUUGUGACACUCAAGGCCCUGGCUCUGGCCAACUCAGAUUCCAUGUACAUCGAGGAUCUGGAGGCAGUGCAGAAGCUCCAGGACCUGCUGCACGAGGCUCUGCAGGACUACGAGCUGAGCCAGCGCCACGAGGAGCCGCGGAGGACGGGCAAGCUGCUGCUGACGCUGCCCCUGCUGCGGCAGACGGCUGCCAAGGCCGUGCAGCACUUCUACAGCAUCAAACUGCAGGGCAAGGUGCCCAUGCACAAACUCUUCCUGGAGAUGCUGGAGGCCAAGGUCUGAUGGCCCGGCACAUGGACCGACUCCCACCCGCGGACAGACCGACCGACCCGACGCGGAGACCUCCACAGCCACCAGCCUCGACCUUCAAGCCCUGUAUCAUGGCCACGAGCAGUCCCCGAGGAAGGGGCUUCUCGCCUCCCGGCUGCGUGCAGAGUCCUGGGUGCAGCGGGGCCGGGGAACAGGGAUGGGAGGGCAGGGCGUGGGCUCACCUGUGACUGGCUUUUUCUCUGGUAUGUUUUUCCUUUUCCACGGGCAGUGCUGACGCCCGGGCCAAGGGCUGACUCCCUUGAGACUAGAGACCGUGGAGGAAGCCCCGCCUUUCCCACCAAACCACCAAGAGACAGCAGCAUAUUUCCUACCCACCCCCCACCCCCCCUCCCCACCUCGUGGACUGGGCGGCCGGUGCUCAGUGCCUAGGACUCCCCCGGCCCAGGCUAGGCGCCACCUGGAAGUUUUCCCUCCCCAGACGGCAGGUGCUUUCUUCCAGAGGCUCUGCCUACCCUGAGGUUCUCUGGGGCCCCUCAGGAGGCUGCGUACCUUCCCCGGUCCAGACCCAGACGCCUCCCACCCUCCGUCCUUCCUCUCAGUUUGGCACACUCCGCUCCCGUUAGGGACUCGCCGUGGAGGGAGCAGCUGGCAGAGCUCGUGCGUUUUCCCAGGCACACGCCCUUGUGUGCUCCCACCUGCCUGUCCCCGCUGUGCUGGGGCCCACCUGCCCUCCUCCCCUCCUGUCCCGGGAAAUCCCUGCUACUUCCUGCCCCUACCUCAGAGCUCACUCAGUGGGUUCAGCCAGCCAAGGUGACUUCCGGGUCCGCAGCUGGGAACAGCACUGGCUCAGAAAAGAGCAGGGUCCAGGCAAUACUCCCCAGAGCUCCUGCUUCUUGCCUGCUUCUCACCUCCCGCCCUUUCAGCCUUCAGGGCAGAUCUGGAGCAGGUGGGCCUGUGGCAAGGCAGGGAGUGUAGGGACCUGGCCCCAUCUGAGGGCACCCUGGGCACUGAUUUCAGGCUGGCGGUCCUGGGAGGAUUGGGGGCAAGAUGGGGGAGGCUCGAACCAACCUUUGCUGAACACAGAAAGGCCUAGAAAUAAGCAGGCAGGGGAUCCCCAAAGACAGGGAGCUCAGGGGAGGUUGCCAGCCUGCCUGCUACGUCCUGGCUUCUGGGGACAGUGGACACCAGGACUCCCCGUUCCCUGCAUUCCAAAGGGUUGGGCGAAUCAGUGCCACAGGAGGGGUGCUCCUGUCACCCUCGACUAAGGUGUGACGUAGCUCCCUGGGGACACUAAGAAGGCCCAGCUCUCUGGCGGGAGCCCCCGGUCUUCCUAGCUGCUGUGUAGGAGCCCCCGGUCUUCCUGGCUGCUGUGUAGACUGACCAACCACCCCGGUUGGCCCUGAACAUUCCUGGUUUUAGCACUGAAGGCCGUGUCCUGGGAAACCCCUCAGUCCCAGGCAGAUGGGGACGGUCUGUCUUCUGAUUUCUGUGAGUGGCCUCAAAAGUUGGUUGUAACCCGCUCAGGGCAGCCCUGAGCACUAGCGGGUGGCUGCUCAGAGGAUCCCCCAAGGAUGGAGUGGGGGGAGGGGUUCAGCGUGUUGGGAAAAGCCCCUCCUAUGCAGCUGCCUUGUGAAGCAGGGUUCGGGGCAGCCCUACCGGGGACACUUGUGGGGAAUGCACACGUGCACAGGCAGGCGGGGCGGCUCACCCAUCAGUGGGACACUGGGGGGGCCGGGUGCUCGCUCCCAAGCCCCGCAGCUCUCUGCAUAAGGCGGCUUCGGCUGAUGUCAUCUUGCCACCUUCUCCACCCCAGACGCUCCUGAAUUUCUGUGCUGGGACCUGCUGAGGUCACCCCAGGUGGGAGGGCUGGCCGAGACCCAGCAGCUGCAGAGUGGCUGUCUGAUGUCCUCACGUAGAAAAUACCAUGGGUUCCAGGAGGCCUCACGGCCCAGUGACGUGCGCUCCUCUCCUGUUAGCCGGUGGGGAAUCCAAGGCCAAAGCCACGGGACAGUCAGCCUUGUAAUUGUCAUCCGAGAUGCUUCAUCCCUAGGUCUCUGGGAAGUCCCGAUCUGGGUGGACACACCCGCACCUCAGCAUCAAGGGACCCGGGCAAAGACCCAAGUCUGACAACCACACCCUAAGGUCCGAACCCGAGGGACCUCACGGUGAGAGAAGUUGGGGUCUGCUCCGUGGGUGCCUCCCCUAGCCUUUCAUCGUGCUGUGUGCUUGAGGAGGUGGGGCUGAGGGUGGCAUCUCGUCACCGGGGUGUCCCUUCCUGCUCAAGCACGAGGACAUGAGCUGUCCGCCACGGCAGGGGGCUGCGCCCCAGCUGGGGUUUGCAGCCCGUCCUUUUUAGGGGGAAGGAUCUCAGCCAACAGUACAACUGGUUUGCGGUGGGUGGGUUUUGGGAUGGAUCUGGUGCCCCUGCAAGGGUCCUGCCUCUAGAGCCUCUCUCUAGCAGCGAGGGGAGCUGGUGAUCCCGGGGGCUCUGUGUCGGUGAGGUGUGCACUGCUUUCACGCUUGAGCCCCAGUGGCGACAGGAAGUGGUCCGACGGGAACUCGUCCGGUGGGAAAGGCCCUGGUGUGUACCAACGGGCAUUCAGAGAAAAAGUCUAGGCCAGCUUCUUAGCUGGAGGCCUUGCCAGCUUUGGGGCCUCCGUGGGAGGCGGUGGGGGGGGGGGGCCCUGACUUGGUGGGGGAUGGUGAAGUGAGGAGAGUUUAGGAUGCCCCGUACCCCAGACGGGGUACUUGAUGGAACUCAAGUUUGCCCCCAAAUCUGUUCCUGGAAAAUCUGUAAAGAGGAAAUCACCCUUCCCACUUGUAUUCUCAUGAUACAGGUCAUUGAAAUGAACCAAGAAAUAAAAUGUGAAAAUCCAACCACGGAGAAGGUGGUAUUGGCUGGGUUUU
Molecule: messenger RNA, 4243 nt
Organism: Panthera uncia (snow leopard)
Lineage: Eukaryota; Metazoa; Chordata; Mammalia; Carnivora; Felidae
Gene: ESRRB
Product: estrogen related receptor beta
Exons: 6
Coding region: 8-1348 (446 amino acids)
Biological process (GO): regulation of DNA-templated transcription
Cellular component (GO): nucleus
Molecular function (GO): steroid binding; nuclear steroid receptor activity; zinc ion binding
Source: RefSeq, a predicted model, not a curated record